Diabrotica virgifera virgifera (western corn rootworm) is the source of this 2137-nucleotide messenger RNA. RefSeq names its product transcriptional regulator ATRX homolog. Lineage: Eukaryota; Metazoa; Arthropoda; Insecta; Coleoptera; Chrysomelidae. Bases 458 to 1954 code for a protein of 498 amino acids. The transcript has 6 exons. The record is from RefSeq and is a predicted model, not a curated record.
CUCGUCACCUGUCACUGUGUAAAAUGUAAACAUUAAACAUAAACAGUGAAUAAUUAUUUUCAAACAUAAAAAAAAUAAGUAUUUGUAAGUAUAUUCAUAAAAAUGUAAUGAAAAAGGUAAAAGUACAGAAUAAGUUAUUGGCUCUGCAGUGCUGCACGAUCCUCAGUACCUAUAUCAUGAAUAAUUACAAGAAUCAACUAGAAUCCUGUUUUGGAUUAUUGUGGUAGGUGAAACCAGAGAAAUUUAAUACACAGAUUCUAUCUUCACGUACAUAGAAAAAUAGAACGUAUACUAGAUAGAUUUGGGUAUCGUUUUCAUCAUGUUUGCGCAAAAGAAACACUACCUCUUUGUAAAAUAAUUAAGUCCAUAACUACGAAUUAUUCUGAUUUGACAGUGAUACAUUUUUUGAAUAUAGUGAGAACAAUAUUAUUUUCAAGGACACUUGGCUGAUAAUAACAUGGAGCUCCAUCAAAGAAAGGCAGUUAAAAAAGCACGACGGCGGCGCCAAAUAGGGGACCAACGAAGGAUUUUUACUGAGGAAAAAGAUAAAAGGUCUAAUGAAGACAAUAACGUAGGGGAGCUAAAAUGGGCAGAAAAAGAGAACGAAUUGCAAAAAAGUCAAGAUGAAAGAGUGAAUUCAAAAGCAAAAGUUGAAACGGAAGUCGUUCAGGCUCUCAAAGAACUAAAGAAGAAAGCGAAAAAAGAAAGACAAGCUGAAAAGAGAAGACUAUUGCAACAGCAAAUGCUUGAAGAUGAAGAAAGAGAAAAAGCAAUUGAAGAAACCGUACCCGCUAUGGUAACAAUAAAAAGAGUUAUUGGAGGUGGAAAUAAUUCUCCAACAGUUGAAAUAAAAGUUUCAACUCCUGAGGAUCAUAAGCUCAUUUAUACACUUAUUAAUGGAUCUGAUAAUUGUAAGAAAACUGGAGUAACUUAUAAAGUAAACAAAGGGUGUAAAAACAAAAAGAAUCCAAAAACUUCUAUUGAAAGAUUAGAAGCUCCAGAAAAAAUGCCACAAAGUAUAACAAAAGAACUUAAAGUUACAGUAGCUCUCGAUAUGAUUAAUAAACAACAAAAUAUUGAACCACCUAGUACCUCGCCUAGUACCAAACCUAAUAUGGUUUCUAACACUAAGAAAAUAGUAGAAAAUAAAAAGAGUAUGAAAAUGAAUGACACAAAACAGAGUCCCAGUCACGAUGAUUUGCUUGUUCCCAAUUCCCUUAUUCCACCAGGUAUUACAAUAACGAAGAUGGAUAGUUCAGGUCGAAGAGAACAAAAUGCCUUGCUGAAAAAUGACAUCGGGUCAAUGGUAACAGUUGCUGAAACUGAAAAGCUUCUUCGUAAGGGGCAAGGUAAUAAUUCUCCUUACCGGGAACCUGUAGAUUCAAAGAGAAAAACGAAAAAGAAAAUUAAAAUACCACAGGAUACUCAGUUAUCUACCUUACCACCAGUGAAAGAAAAAACCGUAUCUCUGACUCCAGAAAAGAAUAUGAUAUUUGAUCCUUUGAAAUCUAAGUUUGGACAAUUUGAUGUAAAUGCGAAAAGUUGUAAUCCUGCUAUAAUUUUUACUAACGAAAAUGGUACUGUUACGGUUACAAGAAAUUCUCGUUUACAACAAUCAAGUUCAGAUAGAGACCGUGUAGUGUCGGUCCCUUUGAGAACAAUCUCAAGCCAGAUCAAGUAUCCAGAAAUACAGAAGUUGCCAAUAUCAGCAGUAUUUACUAAUUCCCAAACACAAGACCCAGCAGGUCUUCUUCAGGCUCAAGAAAUUCUUUCUGGUUUGCAGGAAAUUCAAAUUACCAAGGUCGAUAAGAAAAAUAUUAAGCCUGAACUAAAAGAGAACAUAUAUUGCCCAAGGGAUCAGAUAACUAUCAUACCAGCGUCAAAAAAUGGAAGAGAAGCGUUUCAUUUCGAUGAAAAUGAUUGGUUAUGUGAUAGCGUGUUUUCACCGAAGUAAAACCUAAAAAGUAGGACAAUGGACCGAGAGCAAUUAGAGCUUGAGCCUUUUAUGCUUUUUCAUCCAUAACCCAUACUUUCUCACAAACCAAACAGGAGAAUACCUAACUAUUGCCAAUAAGUACCUAGUUGUUAAAUAAUGUAGAUUUUUAUAAGUUACUUUGUAUUAAACGUUUAGAAAAUA